UUUUACUCGUCGAGUUUUGCAAAACUGACACAAGAAUUCUAUUUCCAAUUUUUCUUUCUCUUUUUCAGAGUUCCGCUCACCUUGAGAAGGGCAAACGCAGUUCUUUUUCAGAGUUUCAGAAAUGAAACAGCAGGACCUACCACGACACUGUUCUUAUGGAAAGAACGAACCCCCUAGUUGUAUAGGCAGCAUCCCAGCACGCACAACCUAAAUUCCUCUAGUCUUUGUCGUCUUUGGUUCACACAGCAAAGUCAGACUUUCACUGCCGUUAUUGAGCAGGAGCAGAUCGGUUCGUGAGUGCUAUAGCAGCCGUGCGGGGACGAAGAUCAGAAGCAAUUCUCAAGGGAAAAAUGGGUGGCAAUUUUUCCUCAACCUCGUCGCCAAUCGCUCGCGCUGAACAGGCGGAGCGGCGCGUGCGUAAGUUGGAAAAGUCACUUACCGAAUAUGACCUGCUCAAACGUUACAAUCUCAAACGUUGCAAUAGAACCUGGAAAUCUGUGAUGCAAGAAAUGCAUGAUCUAGCCAACUCUCAGAGGACUGCGCAUGAUAAGUUCCGGAGUCCCAAACCGCACUGCAAUCUGGCGAAAUUUGUAUUGCAGAAAGUGGAACGGUCUACGAGUCUGUAAUGCUCACGAUGCAAGACAAAUCCCAGACUCUAUUGUAACGUUUGAGAUUGUAACGUUUGAGCGGGUUAUACCGAGCAGGAGAAGGACUGCCGGUUUCAACUCCAGUGCACGGCUAUGGAUUGUAAAAAUGUCUGGGUCUGGAAGGAUGCAACUUGUGAUGCUGUCUCUGCAUCCUAAAAAAAUCUGUAUUGCAUGACCAGCAAGAAGGGUCCAGUUUGUGGUACAUGGAGAGGGUAUUUCUCAUGCGGGAUAGUCAUCAGAAAGCCCGCUAAAAAUCUGUGAUGCCAGGUUAUGCAUUACAGACGUCAUAUGUCAUGUAGAAUCUGCAUGACUUUCCAGACCCAGACAUUUUUACACCUGAUAACGGCGGUCACAACCACUGCCGCUGCGGGCCUUUUCGCCGCGAAUUUUUACCUGCGGCACCGGCUGGGCAGUCAGGAACAGGCCUUUCGGAAGGCCUUGAAUACGGUGAAAAAGAAUCUGCAGCACGAGGCGAAAGCCGAGAUUGCGAAAGCGGAGAAGAACGCGAUUUUGAAAUUUAACCGCGAGGUGGUCUUCGGCGUUGCGGACAAUUUGGAAAUUUGCCAGAAAAACAUCAAGAAGCACCUGGACUUUCUACGGGCAACGAACAGCAGUGCUGCAGGUCUGUUUUCGGGGAAAAAUAGUUCAUCGCCUGGUGCAGCAAGUACCUUUUCCUAUAAAAACCAUUACCAGUUCCCUCCUUCCCAAACGGAAUUACGUGCGUACAGCGAUUUUCAUUCAAGCGUAGCACUUUCCGAGCCUGCCCGUGCUGGAAAUAGAGGCAGGGUGGAACCAUUUGGAAGGUCGACAUCUACUUCGCGCGAGGAAAUGAAUCUUGGCCGAGUUGUGUCCCCUGCGGCGAACAAGCGCGCGGUGACAUUUCUGCAGGGACAAGGGACGACAGCUUCAAUAGGUAGUGCAAGCGGUGGAGAUGGAGCUGCAAUCCAGGGCAGAAAGAACAGCGGAUUCACUUCCAGCACCGCGGCGGCGCCUAACACCUUGAAGAUCACACCACGACCAGGAACAGAACGCGCUAUCGUGUCGAGACGGUCAACAUCUGCUCAUCUCGCAGAACCAGUAGUUGUACGGCAGGGCCAAAUUAUGGAAGAUGCGAAGCUGAAGAUGCAGCGGCACACCGUGGAGAUGCUGCUCGAAGGGGUGGAGCUGACGCACGAGUCGCUGCUGCGCGCGCUCCGCAAGCAGAACAUCCACCGGAUUCACGCGGUGCCAAAGGUGACCUCGUUCGACCCGGAAAUCCACGAGGCUUUGGCAGAGCGGAGUGACGUGGAGGCGAAUAAAGUGGCAGCCGUGUAUCGGCACGGGUACUACUGUGUGGUGACAGGUGGAAAAGAUAUGAAGAAUGCUGGUCGGAGCGACGAGGGGAAGUUGCAGGGAGUUGUAGCCGACGAUUUGGAGGAAAAGGCAGGCGAGGGGGAAAAUGGCUCAUCUACAACUUCCAUGAAAAGUAUGCUGCAGGUGGUGCGGCCAGCGCAAGUCGCCGUCGGGACAUCUUCCGGGGUUGUUAGGUCCGGGGGGAAGUUGUGAAGACGCGCGGGCACUACUUAUUUGCAAGACGGCUGGUGAUACGUUUAUUUUCGGAGAAGAAGAACCACCUAAGUUUGUUGGUUACUAGUCCUGUGGGCCUGUUGAUGCGGAGAAAAAUAUCAGAUAGGUCUGAUCAAUCUGUAAGUUAUGGUUUCUAUGACCAUCGCAUGCUUCUUGUUGGGACUUGAUGGUUCUACAUGUAUGAUCUUGUUUCUCUGUGCUGAAGCUGAUGAGAAAGCGAAGAAAAAGUUUCAAGAAAAGUAUAAAAAAUCUCUUGGGGGACGAUGCGUUUGGCAUUCAUCUACGAAUGAAAUUGAAGAAAUUCUGUGUAACAAAAGAAUUUUGGCGAGCUUUCUUUGAUAAAAUUUACUGCGUUUCAGUUUUACAGCGGCGGCUUCAACAGUCCUCAGCUUUCGCACGGACUUGGG
Amoebophrya sp. A120 is the source of this 2620-nucleotide messenger RNA. The record is from the annotation of a GenBank genome assembly. NCBI's taxonomy places the organism in Eukaryota, Dinophyceae, Syndiniales, Amoebophryaceae.